AUGGCAGAGCUUCUUGAACCGGUUGUCCUCGGGGAUGGAAUCCAAUUGCGCAAUCGCAUUUGCAUGGGCACCAUGACGCGCAAUCGAUGCACCAAUGGGAAUAAACCCACCCAAGUAAACGUCAAGCAUUACGCCGACCGAGCGCGGGACGGCACCGGACUUAUCGUCGCAGAGGGAACCUUUAUCUACCCGAGUGGUGUCGAAUGGCCCAAUGCGCCUGUGAUGUACAAUGAUAGCCACGCAGAAGCUUGGACCAAGGUAACAAGCGAGGUGCACAAGGUCGGGGGAAAGAUCCUCUUCCAGCCAUGGCACCCAGGACGCAUUCAGAAUGAAAAUAUGCCGAUGUUGAAAAAGUCGGGAAAUCCAAUCUAUGCCCCAUCCAAAGUACCUGCCAAGGGCGGAAAGUAUCGUACAUUGGAGGGACUUCCAGGCCACACUCACAACAUCACCGAGAUCGAUGACCCAGAAGCCAUUAUCGAGCAAUACCGGCAUUCUGUCACGGUGAGUACGCAGGGGCAGACGGACGCAUCGUGGAUAGGGCAAUCGGAGCUGACACGGCGGCUAACUAGCGGGCACUCGGAUACACGCAGUGACAAAUACGGUGGCUCUGUUGAGAAUCGCUGCCGUUUCCCGCUCGAGGUGCUCGAUGUCAUCAUUAAGGACUGGGGUCCUCGAGCAGAGACAUAUACAUACUUCCUCAAGGAGCUGAUGCGUCGCGAUCUCGCUUUUAUCGAUCUAUCCCGUCGAGGCUGUGAUGGGAAAGAAUUGCCCCCAAGAUAUGAACCUCUCACUGACUUCGGCCCUCUUAUUAAAUAUCCUGGGAGUCGCACUAUGCUCAUGGUAAACCAUGAGUACACAGUCGAGGAGGCAAGAAAUUUGAUCCAGCAGGAGAAGAUCGACCUCGUGACAUUUCCACGGCCUUUUAUCUACAAUCCGGAAGCCUUCCAGGACCUCAUAAAGCGGAUUAAGAAAGGUAUUCCUUUUGCCUCAAAUACUCGCGGUGGUAAGGUGAACUAUGGGCCGUUCCAGGAUCCCAAUGAGAAUUACAAUGACUGA
Aspergillus niger is the source of this 1056-nucleotide messenger RNA. RefSeq lists its product as uncharacterized. The transcript is spliced from 7 exons. The coding region runs from base 1 to 1056 and encodes 351 amino acids. The record is from RefSeq and is a predicted model, not a curated record. Lineage: Eukaryota; Fungi; Ascomycota; Eurotiomycetes; Eurotiales; Aspergillaceae. Gene Ontology annotation, molecular function: FMN binding; oxidoreductase activity.